AUGUGCAUUUCCCAGAGAAGGAGCUCCAAUUGUGAUGAGCAAAUUUCAAAACAUCAAUGCAUUGCACUAGUUAUAAGAGGUGCAGAUUUGAAGGAUGAUGCAGAAGUUGGGAAGAUGGAAUUGGUCUCAGUAAGAUGGAUGGCAUUUGCCUUGAUGGUUUUUAUCAUUGCACCUGAAGCUACAGCUCAGUUUUUGCCUCCUAAUGGCUAUCCAUUCGUAAACUAUCAAGAUAAAAAUCAAGCAAUUUCUUAUCCACAGCCACCAAGUUCAACUAAUCUUCAACAACUUUUUAAAGAUAUGCAAGAGUAUCAAGUUAAACUCCAAGGUUUAAUGAAAAGCCUAAUGUUACAAGCAGUUCUUGGUACAUCAAGAAUGAAUGGAAUGCCAUAUCAAGCAGAGCGCAUGAUGUCACGGUAUGCUUCUCCACCAACAGGAUAUGCAAAUCCAACAGGUUUUCCCAAUCCCAUGGGGUUCCCAAAUCCGACAGGGUAUGCAAAUCCCAUAAAUGCAGGAUAACAGAACAGCAACUCAAGUGAAUGAAUAGCAAUUUAGUCAUUCAUUCUACAUUAUCAGCUAGUAGUGAAUUUGUAACAUCCCACUUUUAAACUAUGUUAUAACUAUUUAAGUGUUGGGAAUAUAAUGUUAAAUAUUUCAAGGAAAAGGGAAGAUGGGCAACAUUCAUGAAUGCUGACAUAUAACAUGUUGAAAUUAAUGGAUAUAACAAAUUUUAAAAUCAUUUGAAUUGUGAAUUGUUUUUGCCAAAUUUUGCAUUGUCAAUAAUAUUUCUGCUAUUUUUAAGUAAAUGUUAACAGAACAUUCAACUUGUAUUUAUUGUACUAACAUUUAAUGCUGUUUUGAUAUCAGUAUUUAUGACAGGUCUCUAUAUAAGACUGGUUAAUAACAUAUCAAACAUCACCAUAAAGGAAAAAUUUUAUUUUUUUAUUUCCAGACUAAUGAGUGGUCUUGAUUUUUUCAAAGUUUUGUGUUGAGCAUUGUUAAAUGACAAAAAAAGAUAAUUGCUAUUUGCAUUGUAAAAAAUUAGUAAAAUUAUUACGUAACAUGUUAUUAAAUCAUUGAGGUGUGAAGUUAUGAAAUGCUUAUCUUGUUGAUUGUGUAACCAACACUGACUCUAGUGUAUUAAGGUGUUCUUUGUGAUUUUAUCUUACCUGAUAUUGAUUUUCCAGUGUUGC
Gryllus bimaculatus (two-spotted cricket) is the source of this 1190-nucleotide messenger RNA. The record is from the annotation of a GenBank genome assembly. Lineage: Eukaryota; Metazoa; Arthropoda; Insecta; Orthoptera; Gryllidae.